GAACAGGAUCAAAACCAUGAGUUCUCUGGAGAGAACUGAAGUUUAUGUACCCAAAGAUGCUAAAGUGCAGACUGUUCCUGUGAAGUACUUGCCAGCAUCCACAGCUCGACAGAUCGGUCUAUUAAAAUCUCUGAAACCACUGGGAGGCUCUAUGAAAGAAAUGCCGCAGACGGCAACUUGGAUCUCCCCAGUGGUUAUACGGGAGAAGAAAGCUGCAGAGAGUAGUGAUGCCAGUGAUACAGCGCGGAGUCACUUAACAUCCCAAGUGAAAAAGACGGCUCAGGGACGCUUUCAGCUACCUGUCACAACCUCCAACCUAACAGCCUUCAGGUUGCUUAGAAAGUUUGUGCCUGUGGAUAAGUGCCAGUCACAAAAUACAGAACAAGAGGUCCUUGCAGCUCCUUUAACCCGUGGCAGAGUUACUUGCUUCGGUCAAGACGCCAUAAUCCUGUAUAACGGUCAAAUCUACCUCUCCUUGAAGAAGGAUAAGUCAUCAAGAAAACAGUGGAGGAAGCAGAAGUCUGACCCCGAAGGUCAAAGUGUCACACCUGUACUGGUCUCAGCUGGACAGAUUCAGAGAGAUUCUGCCAGCACAAGGUUACAGUCUGUAAAUGAGUGUUGUCCUGUGGGUGUGAAAUAUCGAGAUGAUGGGAUACUGCUGAAAGAGUUUGGCAUCACCCAGCGAGUGCAGGUCACCUUACCCAAAGUUUCUGUGAAGAUCCUGGACCAAAAGGGACCAGGUUCCCAGAGCCAUGAUCAGGAACAGGAAAUACAGGAAGAGAGCAUUGGUUCUUUGUUACAAAGUAGAUCACCUCAUGAAGCCUCAGAGGAUCAGGAGUCAGAGAUGAACCAGCCAUCCACAGGUGCCAGCUCCGAGCGCCCAGACGCCACUGCAAACGAACCAGCCCAGUGCAGCACCAGCGGAGAGGGAGAUGGUCAAGGAAUGGACAGAGAUGAAGAUAGGGUUGAGGAAUCAACACCGUUGGAUGAGACUGAAGCUUCUCCUCUUGGACACGAAGGUCAGACCAACGUUGAGAUGGAUCAGGGAGCUGAGGAGCAUGGAUGGCAUGGUACUGAAGGAGAACCAGAGGAAGACAAGAACGGUGAGACAAGAAUGGAAGACGGGAAGGGCGAGACCAAAUUCGAGCGCGACGUGGAUAAAGAAGCCCGAAACGAGGACAACAUUGUGACAAUGGAGGAUGAGAAUGCUUUGACUGAGUUUGAGCAUGACGCAAAUGAAGCGGCCCAGAGUGAGGACAACAUUGGGUCUUAUAAUCCAAACAGUGAAUGUCUUCUGGAGGAGCCACAGAAGAGCCUCGCAGCUGAAAAAGAGAAACGGGUCUCAGAUCAUUAUGUGCAGUUGGAAGAGGAUGAGGAAGUAUUGGAGGGCGGCAGUUCUGAAAACGAAGAUAUGGAGGUUGCCGUUCCAUCUGUCUCUGGGCCAAAGCAGGACUUUGGUUUUGACUUCGAGCAGUCAGAACAGGAGGAGAAGAUCAGCCGUAUAAGAGCGAGGCUAAGAGAGAGGGAAGCUGCCCUGAACACGCUGCUAUCUCAGAACUGAUCUGAGACCAGCGUGAAACAACAGCCCCAGCCAAACCCUUAGCUAAAAUUGAAUCCCUAACGGUUAACAUAGAGCUGUGUUUGUUUUUUGGUUUUUUUUCUUUUUUUAAUCUUGGUCCAAGUGGACAGUACGUUUCUAAUUUACGUUCAUUUACUAAUACACCUGAGUAAGAUAGUCAUGGACUUAGGUUAAGUGGACAUAUUGAACUGAGUGUACUGGGGCAUUGUAAGAGUU
Chanos chanos (milkfish) is the source of this 1795-nucleotide messenger RNA. RefSeq lists its product as uncharacterized. The coding region runs from base 17 to 1561 and encodes 514 amino acids. Lineage: Eukaryota; Metazoa; Chordata; Actinopteri; Gonorynchiformes; Chanidae. The record is from RefSeq and is a predicted model, not a curated record. The transcript is spliced from 3 exons.